Molecule: messenger RNA, 1088 nt
Organism: Cottoperca gobio
Lineage: Eukaryota; Metazoa; Chordata; Actinopteri; Perciformes; Bovichtidae
Product: B-cell receptor CD22-like
Exons: 6
Coding region: 75-1088 (337 amino acids)
Source: RefSeq, a predicted model, not a curated record
GAAAAAACAAAACGCGAAAGCAGUAAAUGUAACCUGCAGAAACUCUUAGAUUAAAAAGCAGAACGAUUUUCAACAUGAGCGUUGAACGAGGAAACCUGACAUGGACACUGAUGCUACUGUUUCUGACAGGUGUUCUUUGCGGUCCGUGGAAUGUGAAAUAUCAGCGGGAACAUAUCUGUGCAGUGAACGGCUCGUCUGUUGUUCUUCUUUGUUCAUAUGACUAUCCUGACAUCGAGACAGUACACAGUUUGAAAUGGGGUCAUGAAAGACAUAAUAUUUAUGAAGGUCCUUUCAUAUUUGACAGCAUGAUUAAUAACUCUUUGAGAUUCCAGAAUAUUGGUGACAAACGUCACAAUUGUUCUUUAAAAAUACAACAAGUAGAGCAUAAUGAUACAGGAACAUAUAUCUUCAGAUUUGAAACUAAGUCUGAAAAGGGCAAAUGGACUGGUAGAGGUGGCUCAACAUUAAAGGUUGUUGAUUUGAACAUUUCUGUGACAAAACCUCGUGGAAACAGAACAACCAAGGAAGGCGACUCUGUGAAUCUGACGUGUAUUAACGGCUGUGAUGGCGGUAACCUUUCAUCUGCUUUCACCUGGUUUAAAAAUGGAGAACACAUAAAUGAAGGAGCUGUACUUUAUUUAAGCAACAUGUCCUCCGCAAACUCUGGAAACUACACUUGUUCUCUGAAAACACACACAGGAACAACUUCAGGAGUCACAAAUAUUGAUGUUGAAUAUGGCCCCAAGAACACAUCAGUGUCUGUCAGACCAUCGAUGGAGGAAGACGCCGGCAGCAACAUCACCCUGGUCUGCAGCAGCCAUGCAAACCCCCCAGUGGAGAAUUAUACUUGGUUUAAAAUAGAUGAAGAUGAUAUUAUGGAUGUCGGCCACCAGCCUGUGUUCUUCCCGGGUGAUGUUGAAUAUUGGACAACAUUUAGUAGAGAUGUGCUUAUCUUUGCUGCUGUUGCUGUGCUUGUGCUUGUGGCUGUGCCCACUGGUAUUGCCAUCCGAAGACGCAACAAAAAAAGGACAAAAGCACCAGAGACUGACUGUGAGGAGGACGCACAGGUGGCACUGUCAUUAUAUUGA